CGCCUUUCCACUUUCCACACCUGACCAGAACCUGUAUAUAUACGCGCGCCGCGGCUCCGCCUCUCGUCGCAGCCGCCCGGACUUGUUCUUCUUCUUCUUCUUGUUGUUGUUGUUCGUUCCUUCACAAGGCGAAGAGCUCCUUCCUCUGAUCCCCCACUGUCACUGCAAUCCGAAUCCCACCGCGUCGCAUCGCAGAGCAGGAAGGUGGUUGCUUCGCGCCGUGUUCGGUUGGAGAUUUGACUGUCGCUGCUGCAAUGGCCGCCGCCGCUCCAUCUCUGGCGCCGUCCCCGUCCCCUGCCACGGCGCCGACGACGGCCGCGUCGCCCAAGGCCGGCGACAGGAGUAAGGUGGUGCCGCUGACGGCGGCCGACGAGGUGGAGCUGGAGGAGAAGCACGUGCUGGCCGUCGACGACAGCUCUGUCGACCGGGCCGUCAUCGCCAAGAUCCUCCGCAGCUCCAAGUACAGAGUGACCACUGUCGAUUCGGCGACGAGGGCGCUGGAGCUGCUCGCGCUGGGCCUGCUGCCGGACGUGAACAUGAUCAUCACGGACUACUGGAUGCCCGGCAUGACCGGGUACGAGCUCCUCAAGCACGUCAAGGAGUCGUCCAAGCUCAAGGAGAUCCCGGUGGUGAUCAUGUCGUCGGAGAACGUGCCCAACCGGAUCACCCGCUGCCUGGAGGAGGGCGCCGAUGGCUUCCUCCUCAAGCCCGUCCGCCCCUCCGACGUCUCCAGGCUCUGCAGCCGGAUCCGAUGAUCUGAUCGUCCAUUCGUGCCCCCGCCGGAGUUCGCUAGGACUGAUUAGUACUCGUAGGAAACCAUUUUUUGCUGUUUCUUUUCCCCAUUUUUUGGACAUAGAUGAUAGAUCUGCUACUGCUGCUGCCGCCUCAAAGAAGAAGCUAACAUUUGGGGCCUAGGUAGACUAGAGCUUAGGAGCUUAGGAGUGGGGGAUCGAGGGGAGCAUUUGCUUUGCUUGCUCCCUCGUGUGACCCGCUGCUGCAAAAGAGAAGAUGCCAAAAGCGAAAAGGAGCAGAGGUCCUCUGAGAUGCUCUUCUGUUCAGAGAAGCCUCCCUUCCUCUCGACGCCCUGUAACUGAUUGAAAAAAAAGAGAAAAAUUGGCAUCAGGGCAACCUGUUAACCUUUGCAAGA
This is a messenger RNA of Panicum virgatum (switchgrass), 1147 nucleotides long. Its product is annotated as two-component response regulator ORR6-like. The record is from RefSeq and is a predicted model, not a curated record. Lineage: Eukaryota; Viridiplantae; Streptophyta; Magnoliopsida; Poales; Poaceae. The coding region runs from base 255 to 755 and encodes 166 amino acids. Gene Ontology annotation, biological process: cytokinin-activated signaling pathway; phosphorelay signal transduction system. The transcript has 2 exons.